Molecule: messenger RNA, 1356 nt
Organism: Lathyrus oleraceus (garden pea)
Lineage: Eukaryota; Viridiplantae; Streptophyta; Magnoliopsida; Fabales; Fabaceae
Product: peroxidase P7
Exons: 3
Coding region: 19-1056 (345 amino acids)
Biological process (GO): response to oxidative stress; hydrogen peroxide catabolic process
Molecular function (GO): heme binding; peroxidase activity
Source: RefSeq, a predicted model, not a curated record
AUUUCAUAAAUUAAACCAAUGAGCCUUGUAUUAUCCCUAUAUAAAUCAUCUAUUACACUAAGUUAUGAGAACCAUAUCUUAGCCAAAAGACACAUAAUGACUUCUAGUCAAAUAUUUGUUAUGGUGACUUUGGUCUCAUUAUUGAUCCCUUCCAAUGCAUUGCUCACUCCUCAUUUUUAUGAUAAAGUUUGCCCUCAAGCAUUACAAGUCAUAAACUCAGUUGUUAAGCAAGCAAUUCUUAGGGAAAAACGCAUUGGAGCAUCACUCCUACGCCUGCAUUUCCAUGAUUGCUUUGUUAAUGGUUGUGAUGGAUCAGUUCUGCUAGAUGACACUAGGAACUUCACAGGGGAGAAGACAGCCCUUCCCAAUAUUAAUUCAAUAAGAGGAUUUUCUGUGGUUGAUGAAAUCAAAACAGCUGUUGAUAAAGCUUGUAAACGCCCUGUGGUUUCUUGUGCUGAUAUUUUAGCCAUUGCUGCUCGUGAUUCUGUAGCCAUAUUGGGAGGUCCACAACUUUUCUACAAUGUGUUAUUGGGAAGAAGAGAUGCAAGAACAGCAAGCAAAUCAGCUGCAAACACAAAUCUUCCACCUCCAACAUUCAGCUUCUCACAGCUUAUUUCCAACUUCAAAUCUCAUGGAUUAAAUGUAAAAGACCUCGUAGCACUUUCUGGUGGCCACACUAUUGGAUUUGCAAAGUGCAGAACAUUUAGAAACAGAAUCUACAAUGAAACAAACAUUGAGCCUGGUUUUGCAGCAUCUUUAAGAAAAACAUGUCCUAGAAAAGGUGGUGACAACAAUUUAACACCACUAGACUCCACUCCUACAAAAGUUGACACAACAUAUUAUAGAGAUUUGAUAUACAAAAAGGGUCUUCUUCAUUCUGAUCAACAAUUGUUUGAGGGAAAAGGUAGAGAAAGUGACAAAUUGGUGCAACUUUAUAGCAAGAGUCCUUUGGCUUUUGCUAGAGAUUUUAAGAGUUCAUUGAUCAAGAUGGGGAACAUCAAGCCUCUUACAGGGACACAAGGUGAGAUCCGAAUCAAUUGCAGAAGGGUUAGAUAAAUCUGUGUUUUAUGUGAAGAAAUAGUGUCUUCGAUUUUAAAUAUAAGCAAAAUGGUAGAUACAUUAAUACAUAAACUUAAUUUUGCUUAUAUUUAAGUAUGGAGACAAUAAAUCGGUUUCAAAAAUAAAAUUUAUGUGAUAUAAAUAUUGGAGUGACUUGGUUAAAAUGAUAUGGGCCUUUUAUGUAUCAAAUGUGGAAGUUGGUUAAUAAAAAUAUGUUUGAAUUCUUAUGUUGAAAUAUGUUGAGUUCUUAUGUUGAGAUUCAAUAGUAAUAUCAUGUAAAUCUAUUAAUGUGUGUCA